CACCAUCCCACGCUGGCUCCGACAGCUAUCCAUUUCCGUUAGCAACCAUCCUCGUCUCCCUAUAAAUAUAUUCGGACUCUCCUUCCGCGCUUCGUCCCGGUCCUCCGAAUUAGGGUUUUUCUCUGGUUUUCUUCCCCUCCUCGGUAUCCACCCGAGAAAAGACCAGGGAAAAACCUCCGAUCUCCGCCAUUAAAUCACCUUUCGAGCUCUCAGUCUUCAACUUUCUUCCCUUCUCCGUCAUCAGAUUUGAGGGUGAAAGUAUUGGAUCUUGAGGCGGAAGAUGGGGGCGCUGGUGUCAAGGUUUUGGUUCAUGUUGUUCCCCGCGAAGGAGUACAAGAUUGUGGUGGUUGGGUUGGACAAUGCCGGGAAGACGACGACUCUUUACAAAUUGCAUCUUGGAGAUGUCGUCAACACGAGUCCUACCAUUGGGAGCAACGUCGAGGAGGUUGUUUACAAGAACAUAAGGUUUGAGGUUUGGGAUCUUGGGGGACAAGAUAGACUGAGAGCCUCCUGGGCAACAUAUUACCGGGGAGCUCAUGCUGUCAUUGUUGUGAUAGAUAGCACUGACCGUGCUCGGAUCUCCAUCAUGAAGGAUGAGCUCUUCAGGCUGCUUCAGCAUGCAGACCUUGAGCACACCGUGGUGCUCGUAUUUGCUAACAAACAGGACCUCAAGGAUGCAAUGUCUCCAGCUGAGAUCACUGAUGCCCUCUCCCUCCAUAGCAUCAAGAACCAUGACUGGCACAUCCAAGCUUGUUGUGCUCUCACCGGUGAGGGAUUAUAUGAUGGCCUGGGAUGGAUAGCCCAGAGAGUACCCGGGAAAGCAACAGCAACCUAAUUUGGACUCAGAUGAUGCUUGUCUUGUAUUUUGUUUAAUGCGAACAAAUUAAAGGUCAAGAGAGAACAGGUUUUCUCCCAUGUAAACCAAUCCAUGGCCUCAUGCUGCAAACGAAAGUAACACAUUGUUUAUAUUCUCAUCAGUUUGUGGGAAAAAAGUGCACAUCUUCUGCCUAUGUUUCUCUCUUUCAUGUUGCAAAUGAAAAUGACACUAUCUGAUUAGUCUGAAAA
Messenger RNA from Elaeis guineensis (African oil palm), 1065 nucleotides. RefSeq lists its product as uncharacterized. Gene Ontology annotation, molecular function: GTP binding; GTPase activity. The record is from RefSeq and is a predicted model, not a curated record. Lineage: Eukaryota; Viridiplantae; Streptophyta; Magnoliopsida; Arecales; Arecaceae.